AUGGCGUCUUCGAGUGACGCCUCUGGCGCGUCGCCCUGGGAGAGCGAUGUGCCUCUGCUGGUUGCCAGGAAUACGCUCAUGUCUGGUGCUCUUGGAGCACUCACUGGGUCUAUCAUGGGUGUCCUUCAAGCACCCGCUGUGGAGCCUGCUUUUUUGGCUAUCCGAAUGUCCAAAAUCUGGUUCGCCUUUGGUUUUGGAUUUUUUGCAACUCGUGAAUAUGUGAUGCGUCCAUGGACCUCAAAAGUAUGGCCCAUGCUGGAUCAUCAGCGCCAUUUCCAUGACAUGGCUCCCACUCUCUUUAGCGGCGGUGUCAUGGGCGGGAUCACUGCCGCCGUUUUGAAGCGGCCUAUUGUACCAGGCAUGUUCACUAUAUCUGGGUUUUGUGUUAUUGCACAACUCAUUGCGAAUGAAGCUUCGCUGCUGUGGACCUCGAAAGAGGAGGCCUCUCUCCCUUCGACAGAGGUGGUUCAGCCAACACCUGUCUCCCCCGAUGUUGCGUCUAAUGAAGUGUCGGGCCGAGACCAGACUAAACCCUCGCUGUGGCAGCGAACAAAGGACUUUGUAUCAAAGAACAGUCCUAUCCAGCCUAUCUCCGAUAUGGAGUACAAGCAACGCUUGCUGAGGCGCAAGGCAGAGAUCGAGGCAGAGCUGAAACUUUUGGAAGAAGACAUGCAAGUACGAAGAAAAAUGCUCACGGAUCUCAAUGAGUAG
This is a messenger RNA of Malassezia pachydermatis, 711 nucleotides long. RefSeq lists its product as hypothetical. The transcript is spliced from 2 exons. NCBI's taxonomy places the organism in Eukaryota, Fungi, Basidiomycota, Malasseziomycetes, Malasseziales, Malasseziaceae. The record is from RefSeq and is a predicted model, not a curated record. Bases 1 to 711 code for a protein of 236 amino acids.